AUGAGUAGUCUGACAAACUCUGAAAAUUACAUACAGAGACUACUUACAGAUUUUCAAAAACAAUUACAACCAAUUUUGGAAUCAAAUAGAAUUAUUCAAGAUUAUACCUUAUUAAAUGGUUAUAUUAACUUCGUUCAUUCUAAAGUUUAUCGUUUGAUUUUUAAUAUUCUAGAAGAUGAAAAAACAAAUAUUGGUAGUAACGAUCAUUUAAAUUUUGAUUCAAAUGUGAUUUCAAAUAUUUUAAUUGUACUUUGGGAAAAAAUUCAAUACCCUAUAUUUAAGUGGUUUCAAGCCUGGCAAAAAUGUUUAUUACCUAAAUCAAAGGAUGAAAAGCCAAAAUAUGUCGAAUUUAGACAAAUGAAUAGUAAAGUAACAAAGUUUUUCAAAUCCGUGCAUUCAUUUUACUAUGAUAUUAUUGAAAAUAUUCAUUCCCAAUAUGACUUAUCUCAAGUUAUUUCAAAUUCAAUUUUUAAAAAUUUGAAUUUAACUGAUAAAAAUCAAAUUAAAAAUACGGAAAAAUAUAAGUUGGACCAAAAUAAUAAAUUAGGUGUUUUACUAGUGGUAACUUUGCAUAGAUGCAUCCUUUAUAUUGGUUCCUCUCAGAAAUAUAAAACCAUAAGUGAUAAAAUAUCAAACAAAUAUGUGAUAGAUGAUUUUAAAAAAUCAAUUAGAUAUUUUGACAUGGCGUCAUUAAUUUUGCCAUCUGUCGGAGAGACAUAUCUACAAAAAGGUAUGAUUCUCAUUUCAACAGAAAAUUACGGAAUUGCCAGUUAUGAAUUUAUUAGAAGUAUUUUAUCGAGAAUACCAAAUUUAGCAGGUUUUUCAAAUUUGACAAAAUUAUUAUGUGAUGACAAAAGUUCAUUAAGGAAAAGAUUUGAAUCAAUUUUACUAGACACUCACAAUAAGGAUAUUCUAAGUACAAGAAUUGUAGAUAAAGAAAUUACAGAAUAUUACUUCCUUGCCUUAUUUUCAAAUAAAUUUACGAAAUGCAUCCAAAAAGAUAUACCUCAAAACACAGAUGAUACACUUUUAGAUGGUAGACUGAAACUAAACCAUAUUGAAUUGGCAUUAUAUGAAAGGAUAUCAACAAAAUAUAUGAAAAACAUUCAUACAAUUUUUGUAAGUUUACUUACAGUUAUAGGAGGAUAUGAAAUUAUUUCAUUAAAUAAUACCAACAGUAAUGAUCAAUUAAGAAUAAAGAAAAUUUCAUUAGAUGAAAUAUCUGAAAAACAGUUGGCAUAUUUAAAGUUUGCAUUCGAUUUAAUAUCACAUAUAUUCAAUAAUGUAAUAGCUAAAGGCUGGGAAAAUAAUUUAGAGAAAUAUGAAUAUUUGGCCAUGGUACGUAUUGUUAUAUGUUGGAUAAAAUCAAACAAAUCUGUAAUUCAAUAUUCACACCGUAAUAGAAAGUUCUGUGAUUCUUUUGUGAAUUUACUAAAUAACUUUUUAUCAAGCAAAAAGUUCACUGAAAUGACUAUUCCAGAUGUUAGACCAGGCAGAGCUUAUUUUUUCCAAGAAGAUAUUUUUUUGAAGGAAUUUUCACCUAUUAAAUAUGCCUUGGCAGAUUUCAACGACACUGCUAUUUUUUCCAAGUUAGAUUCUCCAAACAGAUUAGUAGGUGAAGUCGAAAUCUCUGAAAAAUUGAAUAACAACGAUGAAACAGAAUUAAGAUUACAAUCUAUCCUUUAUUCUGGUUCCAAAUUUUUCCGUAAAAAUAGUUUCAACGUGGAAUGGAUUCCAUCUAAAAAUUCCUUUUCAACUAUAGAGCCCAUGAAAGAGGAACCUAAGUCAAAAAUGAAACCUUACAAGAAAUCCAAUUUUAUCACUGAGAAAAAGAAUAAAGGUAACUCCAAGUCUGCUUCAAGUAGAGUAUUAUCAUUGACGGAACUUGAAAAUCAAAUUAUCAAUUCAAGAGGCACAUCCACUACGGAACAAAGAGGAUAUAGUGGCUCUUCAUUGCCUAUGGCUCCUUCAUCAUUUAUUGUUAAACCAAGCUCUUCUUUAACGACUGACAAGAGUUCACAUCAUAAGGAUGACACUGACUCUUCUUUGGGAUCUAAUAGAUUAAGCUUGUCAACCAGGUCUAACGAUUCUAUAUCCUCCAAAGACGAAGGUGUGUCAGAAGAUAAGGAAGAAAUUCAAAAAGUUGAAACAAUACCGUCCUCUUCAGACGCCUCACCUAAAUUGUUGAGGAACAUAGAAAAAAUAAAUGUUCCCGAAAAUCCUCAGCAACCAAAGAGCAACAAUGAGAACACAAUUCAACAGGAUACCCAAAUUCAAGAUUCAUUGCCAAAAUUUACAGGUUUUCAAAAUUCAUAUCCAUACGCUACACCUAAUGUAAAUAAUACUAUCAAUUCUAUGCAACUUGAAGGCAAGUAUUCACAAUUACCUAUUUCAUCAUGUCCAUUUCCACAACAAAAUGGGUUUAAUCCAGUAGAUGCUACAAAAUAUCCACCUGUGCAAACAAAUACAGAUUAUCAAGGGAAUCCAAUCCAAAAUCUACCAUCUCAACCUGUCGCAAAUCGCGACAGUAAUUAUAACCAAUUGAUGGGAGUCCCAGGAGAGUUCUUCGCAAACAGAGGAGGAUACCCAGCACCAAUUCAAUAUAUGAAUGGCAGCUAUUUUUCAUAUCAACAACAAGUGACUACGAGUCAAUAUGGGGCACCACCAGGCUGGACACAGCCACAACGAUUUGUUCCACCGCCUCACUCAUUACCCAAUCAUCCUCAACAACAACAGCAGCAACAACAACAACAACAAAUCCAAUAUACACAAGAAUACACUCGGAUGAAUACUCAGCAGCAAAUGCAGUCAUGGCAAAGCUACAAAAACACCCAAUUCUAA
Molecule: messenger RNA, 2841 nt
Organism: Vanderwaltozyma polyspora DSM 70294
Lineage: Eukaryota; Fungi; Ascomycota; Saccharomycetes; Saccharomycetales; Saccharomycetaceae
Product: EST1 family protein
Exons: 1
Coding region: 1-2841 (946 amino acids)
Biological process (GO): nuclear-transcribed mRNA catabolic process, nonsense-mediated decay
Cellular component (GO): telomerase holoenzyme complex
Molecular function (GO): telomerase RNA binding; telomeric repeat DNA binding; protein binding
Source: RefSeq, a predicted model, not a curated record